GUAUGCAAAACAAUGUGGCUGCCUCCUGUUUUCGUGUAAUUUAUUCGCUCUCUUUUUGAAUAUAUUGUAAGACUUUGAGAAACCUAUACAAACGAUCAGAUGAGGCGCAGCCGUGAGCAUCUUGUUCCAUCUGGUUAAAUCUAUUGCGGUCGUCUAUUGGCAAGUGUAAACCGUUGCACGUUUACGUGUUUUAUUGUUCAGCGAGUCAUAGCUACAUGGCUAGAUCUUGCUAGCCCUAUUUUAGCCAAAAUGUUCCCUGCAUGCUACUCAAAAGCUCCUAACGGCAAGUUUCAAAAGACAUCUUUCACCACCCUGAUUGCAGGGGUGUUUAUAGUGUAUGUGCUGCAUACUUGCUGGAUGAUAUAUGGUAUUGUUUAUACCAAACCCUGCGUUAAUUUCAAAGGCGACAACUGCAUUGCGUCAUACCUGGCAGAAAAACCUCGACUUCAGCUAAGCAUUUAUACAUCCCUGAAACCCAAAGCUGAUGGUGAACACAGACUCAUUUUCACUGUGGAGGACUUUGACAUAUAUUCCAGUUUUGAAAGGACCAUAAAUGUUUCCCUGCCGACAAAGACGCGUGACAACGGGACACUGUAUGUGCGGGUGUUCGUGCACCACGCUGGCAUGUCUCCCUGGCAGGACAGCAGACAGGUGAACCACGUGGCCCAGCUCACCACCUACAUGCUGCCUAAACCCAGUGAAGUUAGCUUUAUCUCCAGCCAGGAAACCGCAUGGCAGGGAGAGGAGCGGGAGCAUUCGGCAGAGGCAGCCACAGAUCCGCAGCCCAUCCCACACUGGCGCUCUCGCCUCACCUUUAACAUCAUGGCAGAGGAUUUCGCCUUCAGCAGGGGAGCUGUGCCCAGUGAUGUCCAGCGCUACCUCAGAGUAUUUCAGAGUGAAAAGAAAAUGUUGUACCUUCCGGUCCUUUUCAUUGAUGAACUCAGCAACAGAGUGAGGGACUUAAUGGAGAUAAACAGCACAACAACAGAACUCCCAUUGACGCUAUCACACAACACCAUCUCCCUGGUAAAGUUCCGCAUCUGGAUCCACAUGCAGGACAUAGUCUACUCUUUGCAGCGCUUCGGUUUCACUGAAAAGGAUGUGGAUGAGUUUAAAGGAAUCUUUGUGGAUGCCGGCCAGUACUUCUUAUCACUGACUUUUUUUGUGGCCAUGUGUCAUCUCCUUUAUGACUUUUUGGCCUUUAAAAAUGACAUCAGCUUUUGGAAAAAGCAGAAGAGUACAGCAGGCAUCUCCACUAAAGCAGUGUUGUGGAGGUGUUUCGGCACUGUUGUGAUCUUAUUCUACCUCCGCAAUGAACAAGUCAGUCUGCUGGUGCUAAUUCCUGCUGGAAUCGGCACUUUGAUUGAGGUAUGGAAGGUCAAGAAGGCCUUCAGGAUUCAAAUUCUGUGGUCUGACAUAAAACCAGUUUUCCAGUUUGGAAAAUCCAGCGAAUCAGAGAAGAGGACUGAAGAGUACGACACUCAGGCAGUGAAAUACUUGUCCUACUUCCUGUGCCCAUUGUCCUUGGGAGGAGCCAUUUACUCUAUCAUAUAUGUCAAAUACAAUGGCUGGUUCUCAUGGUUAAUCAACAGCCUUGCUUAUGGAGUUCAUGGUUUUGGAUUCCUCUUCAUGCUUCCUCAACUUUUUGUUAAUUAUAAGCUAAAAUCAGUGGCACAUAUACCCUGGAGGACAUUUAUGUAUAAAGCGUUCAACACUGUCAUUGAUGACAUCUUCACUGUCAUCAUCGGUAUGCCCACCUCCCACUGGCUAGCCUGCUUUAGGGAUGAUGUAGUCUUCCUUAUCUGCCUUUAUCAAAGAUGGCUCUAUCCCGUAGGCGCAACCAGAGUUGAUGAGUGUGGAGUGUUGUACAAUGUGAAGCCAAAAGGAAAGCUACAUAAAGACUAACGCUGAC
This is a messenger RNA of Megalops cyprinoides (Indo-Pacific tarpon), 1912 nucleotides long. RefSeq names its product cleft lip and palate transmembrane protein 1-like protein. The coding region runs from base 250 to 1905 and encodes 551 amino acids. Gene Ontology annotation, cellular component: membrane; endomembrane system. The record is from RefSeq and is a predicted model, not a curated record. The transcript is spliced from 17 exons. Lineage: Eukaryota; Metazoa; Chordata; Actinopteri; Elopiformes; Megalopidae.